UUGACAAACUCUUCAAAGUCAAUUUUAUCAGUCGACACAUUUAGUAUAUAUAUUGAUUGGUGUGCGAAAAAUUCAGCAUUACAAAUCUCUGAAGAUAAAGGCAAGAUGAAGUCCCUGGUUGUACUGUUCGCUUUGGCUUCUAUUGCCUUAUCGGCACCACAGCCCAAGAAGGUCUUUCACGAAAAUUACAAAGACUUUAUAGAUCUGAUUGAAGAACUGUCUGGUGACGAGAUCGCUCAUCUUAUGUCUCAUUAUAUAGUGCACGAAGAGUUCAUUGCCACUGUAGCGUAUUUGAACACUGCUGAUUUCAAGAAUCUGAUCUACGAGAUGGAGUCUCUGCCAGAAUUUAGCGAUGUGCUCGAUUUCUUAGAAAGCCACAGCAUCGACAUCACCUAUUUCAUCGACUUCAUCAACGAGAUGUUGGAAAACCCUGAUAGCGAAACAGAUUUCCGAAAUGCCCGCCACGAAACCAGUGGCACUGAUUUCAACUCAUUCAUUCGGGACACUAUCGUUUUGGUGCCCAAGGCCGAGUUGGCUGCACUUUACGAUCAGAAGAUGGUCGAGGAUGAAGACUUUAAGGCUGCCAUGGAGGGACUGCAGAGUGAGGAAUGGGAGCAGGUAUUCGACGCCUUGUGGGCGAGCGAAGUUUUUCAGGCCGAAGUGAAAACGUUGGCUGACAAUGGAGUCGACAUAAAUCUCCUCAUCGAUCAACUUGUCGCUGCUAUAUAUCCACCUCCUUUACUCUUCAAGCCAUACGGCUGUGGAAUGCCCUACCCGACUCCAUCAGAAGAUCUCCUAAUAAACUUAUAUUUAAAAGGAAUGUUCGCUCUCAUCUGCAUCAAAAUUUAAGAUGAAUAGUCACUUUAUUAAUCAUCAUCAUAUGUAUAUUUAUGUGUAUGUAUGUAUAUUUUGAUGUAUGUAUCUAUCUGAGGUAAAUGAAGUGAUUCAAACGCCUCAAUAUCGUAGUCUAAAUAAUGAAAAUCGUGAUCGUCUAGUUAUUAAUUUAAAGGAGAUUGUUCAAAUUGGCCCAAAUGUACAAAAAAUAUGACGUAUACGGUAAUUCUUGGCGUAAUUUAU
Molecule: messenger RNA, 1077 nt
Organism: Chilo suppressalis (striped riceborer)
Lineage: Eukaryota; Metazoa; Arthropoda; Insecta; Lepidoptera; Crambidae
Source: the annotation of a GenBank genome assembly